Molecule: messenger RNA, 4605 nt
Organism: Penicillium digitatum Pd1
Lineage: Eukaryota; Fungi; Ascomycota; Eurotiomycetes; Eurotiales; Aspergillaceae
Source: RefSeq, a predicted model, not a curated record
AUGGCGUCGCUGGAUCCUCAUCUUCCUAAAUCCAUUCAGACGCCAAUCUCUACAACCGUUGAAUCUGAUGACAACCAGUUUGAUACUUCCCUGCAGUCAGAUGGUCAAGUCAAAGAGAUCUCGCGGCUCAUCCUGGACAUCUUUCUGGGGUAUGCCCUCAACAAGUUCAAUUACUCAGAAGAACGCCUCGGGGACUCCGCGGAUGGCUUUCUUUCCGUCAUUGGCCAAUUUGUCUCCAAAGGUGCACGGGUGCAAGCUUGUCUCCCUGCUUUCCCCUUCAAAUCAGCGAACAAAGUGUACAAGGUGCUUGGCAGCUUACCAGAUAAGGCAGAGGAGCUUGCUAUCGAACGCUUAAAUAUCCUAUGCAAGCGUGUUCAGGAUAUCUACCCCCCGGGUGCGAGUAUUGUCAUUAUUUCCGAUGGCAUUACCUACAAUGACUUAUUGUGUAUCUCUGACCAAGAAACCUGGAACUAUGGCGAAGCCUUGCGUGAGAUGGUUGACAAGAAAGGGUUCGACAAUAUUUCAUUCUCAAGGAUUCGCGACCUUCUCGAGUUCCCUCUACCGGAGAAAUUGAGCGAGAUUAUCUACGUGGCCAACUGUACCACCUUCCGUCGCUUGCUUUUGAACAAGUACGGCAAUCCUGACCUGAACAUUGACCAUGAAAUUGCCACCAAUCCAGAUACCAAAUUGACGUAUCUGGGAUAUAAGCGAUUUCUGGAGUCUGAUCUUCAGUACAUUUUUCCUCGAGGGGAUAAUCGCUCGGCCCACAGUUACAAACGAGAUUGCAAGUAUCUGGCCAAGCAGAUGCUCACAAGAGGACACGCGUUUGCAGGGGCGAUCAAGAACGCCUUCCCCGACCACCUGCGACUUUCAAUCCACGAAUCCAUUUGUGGUACCAAGCUACCUAUCAGUCUGCUGAAUACGAAGACAGGCUUUACUACCCCAUGGCACUGCUGUGUUGCUCAAUUAGCAGAUGGAGUGUGGGUUAGUGCGCCUAUGGGCGAGUUCAAUCAAGAUAGCCGCCUGGAACUUGUCUAUGUUGAUGGAAAACCCAGUCACUACCAAGAAAAACUGCACAGCGGUGACCACAUCGCUAUUGAUGAGACAACGGCGAGCUACCUUCAGUCAGCCAAGUCUAUCGAUGUCAAUGCCUACGUCAAUGGUGCAUUAAAGAAUCCCUCUUCACUUUCAUCUUCCUCUAGCGAAGUGUCCCUCUCGUCGUCUGAGGGCAAAUCACCAGGCAGCAGAUCCACCACGCCAGAUGUUCAAUCAGUGAAAAGGUUCUCGCCUGCAAAAUCCAGCCAGCUCGCGCUCAAUAAGAAGUCCGACCUUAAAUCAGCACAGCAAGAAACAAAAUCGACCGUGUCAACGCCAUACGGUAGAAGGCUCAUCCCUCAAAUAAUGGAUGGUCUUGCCGUCAUCGAGCCCGAGCGAACCGUCUUCUCCCUUGCAUCACUUUCGAACGGGCUCGUCGAGCUCAACCCGAUUUCCGCUCGACAGUUUGCUAAAGCAGUUGACAAGACUGCUUGGUGGCUUCAUGAUCAAGCUGGCAUUCCCGACUCAGUACAACCAGUGGCUUAUAUUGGACCGCACGAUCUACGUCAUCUUUUAUUGACAUAUGCAUGCGUCAAGGUGGGCUACGCGCUUCCUACGCUCCAAGAGCUCCUCGAUGCCGAGUGUACUGAAGCCUUUCCGUAUACCAAGAGUUUUGAAGAGGCUAAAGAUGAUCCAUUCUGCUUCUUGCAUACGUCUGGAAGUACUGGAUUGCCCAAGCCCAUUCCCUGGUCCCAUGGGCUGAUCGGCACGAUGGAUGCAGGUGCGGGAAUUAUCAUGGAUAUUUUGAUGCCUGCACUUUUCAAUCUACAUUGUGUGUUGGGACCAGUUGGUGUUUUACCAAAUCUUAACCUCGUGGAAAGAUUAGCCGUGGACGUUAAGAUUGACAUAUGGAGUAUGGUCCCAUCUCUUGUCGAUGAACUGGGUGAAACCCCCGAAGUAUUGGCAAAUCUCCAGUCGAGCAAAUUUAUAUGCGCAUCUGGAGGCCCUGUUAGUCCUGUCAGUGCUGGCAAGGUGAAUGAGGUAGUCAGGGUGCUCAACUUGACCGGCACGACAGAAGGUCUCUUCAUUGGCAAUCUGAAGACAGAGCGAGAAGACUGGUUCUGGUUCUGCUUCCAUCCCUACUCUGGCUUUGAAUUCAAAGAGCUUGAAGCGGAUACUUAUGAGCACUGGGUACACCGUAAUGAACAUUGGCCUCUGUUCCAGGGUAUCUUCCACACAUUUCCAGACAAGGACUCGAUCAACUUUAAGGACCUCUACAUGAAGCACCCCACCAAGCCUAACCUGUGGGCAUUCAAGGGAAGGAGCGAUGAUCUCGUCGUCUUAUCGAACGGCUAUAAGAUAUCGCCGCUUGAGACGGAGGCAUUUGUCACCACUCACCCUGCCAUUAGCGGAUGCCUUAUUUUUGGAACUGGCAAGCCACAAGCGGCCCUACUCGUUGAGCUGAAGGAUCCGUCGAACAAAGCGGCUGACCUCAUUGAAAGCAUUUGGCAAACAAUUCAGACGGCCAAUUCUAUGUCUCGACACAAGAACCAGUUACUGAGGGACUUCGUCACUUUCGCACACCCAGAUAUGCCCUUCUUACGAACAGACAAGGGAACAGUGAAAAGAUCAGCCACAUUAGCGUUAUAUUCCGAGUACAUAGAGCGCUUCUACAGUUCACGCAGUGAUGAUCCCGAUAACACCAUCAUUCUGGAUUUGAGUUCUACCAGUGCGAUUGAAGACUCCAUCCGUACGAUCAUCGGCUCUUUACUUCCCGAGGUUCGGGAACUCCUCCCUGAUGCAGACUUGUUUGCACUUGGGCUUGACUCUCUGGGUGUAUUUGCAGCUGUGAAAGCAAUGCGAGCAGCUUCAGGGUGGGGUGAUAAAAUCGCCCCUCGACACGUUUACGCCAAUCCAACUAUCGCGAGCCUUGCUGCGACGGUCUCCAGGUUGAUAGAUGAAGCACAGAUUGUUCAAGAUGGUAUUCCUCUGAGUCAAAUGCGGGACGGUGAUUUCUCUAAGAUAAGUGAGAUGGUCGCUCAGCACAGGGGGCGGCAAUCUUUCCGCUUAAACGCCUUCGAUUACGUUAACCCUAAUCACGGCAUGGGAAUUGUUCUUUACUUCUCGAUCCACGACGGGACAACUUUUGAGCAAGUCUUUCUCAAUCUUCAGGAAGGGCUCAAUCGCACAUUCGAUAUGAUACCAGCUCUCAGUGGCAAGAUGAUGCACUGCUCCGAGCAAGAAAUUGGCUGUAGCAAAGGAGAUCUCUGUGUGACAAUUCCGCCACUGUCCAUGGCGGCUUCUGCACGAGACCGCCUGUUGUGCAAGGAUCUCUCAAAUGUUCUCCCAUCCUUUGAGAAGUUACGGGAAGCAGGUUUCCCGCCUUCUGUGUUCAAGGAUGGCCUCGUCCUGCGAGACGAUCCCUUCCCCAAAUUCCCCGCAGACAUUUUUUCCGGCCAAGUGAACUUCGUCUCUGGUGGCUGCUUGGUUGCGGUUGACUUGAACCACUGCUGCCUCGACGGUCUUGGAGUCAUGGUCGCCCUCAAGGCCUGGGCGGAGAACUGCAGAUAUCUACAAGGUGAUCAUACGGCAACAUGCAGCUGGUAUCAUCCCGAGAGCUUUAACCACGCCUUGCCAGAGAUUAUUCACGAGCAGGAAGGAUGGGCUCGACCGAUCGAAGAGAUUGAUCCUGGUACCUGGGGCUUCUUGCCCUUCUUCCCACCUAACGAUAACCAAAGCAUGAAAGAAACUCGCGUUCACCUUGGGGACCAUGCGUUACCUCCCGCGCCUGAUUUCAAGUUGCAUGAUGUUUGGCCACUUGCCCGUGCUGAACGGUGCCUUCAAACGACGCUGUUUCUCAUCAGGCCCGAGAAGCUUGAGAAGAUGAAGCAAGACGUCAUAUCCGAUCCUGAAGCCAAGGGGGCCAUCAAAUCAAUCAGUGAUAUUGUGCAAGCCUUUUUGUGGCGGGCUGCUAUCAGGGUACGAUACAGGGUAGCCAAGGACAUCCGCAAGCAGAUUUUCAAGCCCGAUGAGGUGUCGAUCCUUGAGCUGCCCACAGAUGGCCGUCCAUACUUUUCAUCAUUAUUGCCCUCGACAUAUAUGGGCAGUCUACUCAUUCUCAAUCGAUCGACCAUGCCGAUCGAGACCCUGUGCUCCAAUCAGACGACUAUUGGCCGCGUGGCGUAUCUGCUCCGUCAGUCCGCCGCACGCAUCACACCCUCAGUCGUCCACGACUCGUUUACAAUUCUGCAGUCAUUGCCAGAUCAUAGUCGAUUUUCGACGGCGAAUAUGGGUCUUGAACACAUGCAUGCUAUGAUUUCGAACAUGAUGCUAUUCCCAACCAGCGAGAUUUGUUUUGGAGAUGCAUUCUUUGCCAAUGGAGGGUCGCCUGAAUCUUUAAGACCACAGCUGGAGCGUGGAAAUGGACGAUUCCGAUUCCUCGUCAUUUUCCCUAUUAGGAAAGAUGGGGGCAUCGAAAUUGUUCUGGGCACGCAUCCAGAGGAGUUGGAGAUAUUCCAGGCCGACGAAGAGUUUACGAAGUAUGCUGAACUUGUAGACACGUGCUGCUAA